UUGCCGCGCGCUAGAAAGCGGGCACAGUGCAAGAGAGACUAGCGAGCUAGAAGGUUUAGUGGGAGUGUGGCUGUUUCCCACCGUCCACAAGGACAAAGGCUGUGUCACCAGUGUGUUUGCUGGUCAGAACACUUGGUUGAGCGUGAAGAAAUUACUGGGUGAAAGGCACAAAGCACUACGGCCGUUCCUGUCUGUGCCACCCUGUCUCUAGUCCAGUGCGAGAACCAAAAGAAGCGAUCAUAUCAAGACUUGGCACUCGAAGCCUCGCGCCGAGAGAAGUGGCUGAAUCUGUCUGUCUGACUGUCGCAUACUGUCGAGAUCAUCAUCAUGAAGUCCGAGGUGAUGGCCGCGUCCGACUUCAUCGUCAACCUGCUGCGCAUGAGCAGCCCGGGCAGCCUCAGCGAGCGCGAGCUCCUCCGGUUCCGGGACACGCUGGCGCUGGUUAUGCGGAACCACUACCACAACCACUGGUUCCCCGAGAAGUCGUACAAGGGCUCCGGCUACCGGUGCAUCCGCAUCAACGGCCAGAUGGACCCUCUGGUGGCGGCGGCCGGCGACAGCUGCGGUCUGGACCGGGUCUUCCUGCGGUCUCUGUUCCCCAGCGAGCUGACGAUGUGGGUCGACCCGCGCGAGGUCUCCUACAGGAUCGGCGAGAACGGCUCCAUCUGCGUCCUCUUCGACGAGCGGGUGGAGCGGCCCCGUGCCGACGGCUGCAAGGACAUGGUGCGACCGGCCUACGGCGGCUUCGGCGACCAGUGGUCGACGUCCGAGCCAAUGUCUGCCUGCGCCUUCAGCUAGGGCCCUCUCCGUCUCGCAUCCUGCCAGCCAUAGUGUGAUAUGAUCUCAAGCAAAGUGGUUAUUAUUGAAUGGUGCUAGUGAUAACGGAGCACCAGGGCAUGUGAGGCAAUGUACCCCUGGGUCAUUCCGUGUGAACAAAGCAGCUGUCAUCUCGCCCCCAUAUCCCCCUGACCCCAAACUAAGCUGGGACAUGACGAACGCGGAACCCAUAAAAAUAGUAAAACACUGGAAAAAGCUAUAUGCAACCAAGUCAAGUGAUAAUGUGUCCGCGCUCGUUCGUGUCCCGGAGUGGUUCGGGGUCGAAGCAUCCGAGGACCUCUCGCCCCCCGCCGCCGCUGUAGGUGCCGCGUGCUGUCCAUUGGGACGGCCGCCGCCGCCCAGUGAGCUUUCUAAGUCAUCCGCCGAGGCGGGCCGUCAUGGUUGCUGGCGACCAAAAUGGUACAUGCCAACCGAGUUCAAAUGUAUUUGAAUUGUUGUUGACAUAAUUUAUUUUGUGCGAACAUGCGAGGCCAAAGUGUGCACUGAAAGGCAAGAAGCAUGUGAUAAAGGAAUCCUCUUGGACCUUCCGAUUCGCGGGAGUGAUGUCAUCGAUGCUUGUUCUCAUCCUCAUCGUUCUUCAUGGCUGAAAGUCGCCUGCCGCCGGCCCGUGCCGUGGGGCUCAUCUCAGGUCGUUAGUGACCCGCAGGCGGACCGGCGGCAAGCGAUGUUUGUUCAUCGGCAUCACUCAAAGGUAAACUCUCUCACCUGCCUUGUCAUUUCCAUUAAUUCCUGUUCGAAAACCGAAAAAAGAAAACCGCAAGUACAAGUCGACUUCGGUCGGUUCUUUGCACAAUCAUACAUUAUGGUUCGAAGGAUGGUGCAGAUAAACCCACGUAUUUUAUGUAUAAAACAGAGAGGUACUUAGUGCGACGCGUAUUUACAAAUUGCAACCGAGCUCCGCCGUGGGGUAAGGUGGGCAGGGGUUUUCGUACUACGGCUGCGGUUGAACUACCGUCUGUGGUAGAAAGUUCAGGACGAUGGCGCGUUUCAUACGAAAUCUGGCGCAAUGUUUGUUUGCUUCUGAACUUGUACUGUUAUUGCUGUGAAUUCUUGAAGUGGGAGUGUUUCAAUAACAAUUUGUGGAUUAUUUGAGUUUCUUUAUAUAAACAUAGAAUAAUAUUAUGAAACAUUGUGUGGAAACUGCAAAUACUGAUAUGAUCAAUUACUUAGUUUGGGAGUUGAUACACAUUUUGUAGCGAUUUGUCUGGCAAAUGGUGUAACAAACCUCAAGCCUAUCAUGAUCUGAAGCUGCUGUAACAAAUCAAAAUUGCUUUGAUGUUACAUAGUACCUUGUUGGAAAGACUGGAUACCUUGUUGGAAAGACUGGAGCAUGGUUCAAGAUGAUGUGUAAAAAUUCAAGAUUUGUGCGAAAGCUUGUGACUGAAGAACGAAAACAGUUCGAUAUGAUGGCUCAAUCAAACGUGGAAAUGGAAGACAAAAGUAGAGUUUCAACGUUCCAGCAUGUGAGAAUAACUUCAGAAAUUCAUAGUUCUUGUAGCAUUGCAUUCUUUUUAUGUACAUUUAUAGGUUUUGCUAGGUAUUUCAAUUCAUUGUGUCAGUUGAGAUAUAGAUAGAUGGAUUGCAGAAAAUUUGUAGAAUCAUUGUAUGGUAGCUAGGUACUUGUUUGGUAAAAAGGUAUGUGAUGAAUGCCAUGAGAAGGUUUGUUUAUGAUUUAAUAUAUGAUUGUUGUGGUACCUACAAAAAUGCAAGCUUACUAGCAACUAGUUUCUGAAUCAAAUCAAAAGUAUUUGCUAUGAAUGUAAAUAUGUACCUGCAAAGUAUGUCAAUAAAUUUGUGUGAUGUUGACCAGAGAGUUUUAUCAUCUGGGCAUUUAUGUCGCUUCUUACAUUAGGUGUUAAGCAUAGUAAUUACGGAUGAACUUUGUGCCAAUAUCUUCAAUGCACAAUGUAUGUAGCAUGUCUACAACCCUCACUGAUCCUGCUAUAGCUAUAGGCAUUUGGCACCAGCUUGACCAAGGGCAUGAACUUCACAGUUGCACAACCUUUUGUCAUGUACCACCAGUCACUUUUUUACUUAAUUAAGGUGCACAUAGCACUGCACACAACAAUGUUCAGAGGGCCUACACAAAAACAACAUGAUUAGUGUGCACGAUGCAAAGCAUUGUACUCUGAUUAUUUGAAUAUUUUGAUCACUCAACAGUCAGCAGUCAGGAGAUAAUUAUUGAAUAUCACAUUUACCUAUUAUACAUCACUUGUCAAACAAGAGCAUGAUGACACACAUUUUGACAAGCAAUCAUGGUAGUACCUAUUCCAAUAAGUUGGACAGUCACCUCCCUGGGCGUCAUUUUUCCAGGAAGGUACCUCUGCAGGUGUUGUGGUAGGCUAGGUUGAAUUGGGUUAAGUUAGGCGAAGUAAGGUGGUUAGGACCAGGUCAGACCGUAAGGCCUGGUCAGGUUGAUUUUAAUCUUUCAUUCUAAUUUGACAUAUAUACCUAUUACCUAUGUUUUUGCUCCAGCCUUAAUUUCAUUAGGUAAUGAGUUAAUUUUGCUUUGUUUUUAUCUGUCUUGUUUUGUGUUUUUGUCCCUUAACCCGGCAGUUGCUGGGGUAUUUCGCCACCCACCGUUUGCUGGGGGGGGGGGGCGUUAAACGCCCCCAGCCGAUAACUCGAGAACCAAUAGGCGCAGCGAAACGCACGAGGCGGCAAACGAAAGAACGCGACGAGACGCUUCAGAUGAGUACUUUAAAGUUGAAUUUUGAGGUCACAGGUGACAGGUCGGGUCAAGGUCAGGUCAAACACCUGAAAUCGGGCUUUCAGUAGCAUGGACUUCAGGACUUCGCAAUGGGCGCCUCUCGUCAUAAACUCUGUCAAAACGGUGCACAAUCCAUCAAAUAAGGCCAACAAGAGUGUCAGCUCCAUGUAGGGGUCAGUCACAGGCGCGGAUCCAGGGGGGGGGCGACGGGGGCGGCCGCCCCCCCCCCAUCCGAAAAAGGCGCCCAUAUCCCGCGGCAGAGAGGGCGCCCCGAGCAGAAGACGGGCGGCACAGCAAAGAUUCAGCAGAAAUAGGGCGCCUCCAGCAGAAGUUGGGCUCACCAAGCAGGAGAGCGACGCCCAACUGCCCAUUCCCAGCAGAUGAGAGUCGUCCCAGCAGCAGAUCGGCGCCUUCAGCAAGAGAGGCGUCUCAUUACAAGAAUAAAAAUACCUUCUGUGCCAGAGGGGCGCCCCUGGCAGCGGAAGGGCACCCCUAGCAGGAGAGGUGUCCCUCUGAAGAGGAGCGUCGCCCCAGCAAAAGGAGAGAGGCGCCCCAUUCCGAGAAGAAGAGGGGCGGCCUGACAGCAGAUGGGCGCCCCAGCAAAAAAGAGGAGCUCCAUAAGAAGAAAAUGGGUGCCACUGGCAGAAGAGGGGAGCCCCCGGCAGCAGAAGGGGUCCAGCAGAAAAAAGGCCUCCAGCGGGAGAGGGGCGCCCCCAGCAAAGUCGAGGGGCGCCCCAGCAGAAGAGAGGGGCCUCCAGCAGGAGAGGGGCGCUCCCAGCAGAAUAGGGGCGCCCCAGCAGAAGAGGGGCGCCCAGCAGAAGAGAGGCACCACAGCCAAUGUUAAUCAGAAAUAGGGAGCUCCCAGCAGAGGUUGGGCUCGCCAAGCAGGAUAGGGGCGCCCCAUUGACAAUAUUCGGCAGAAGAUAGUUGCCCCGGCAGCAGAUGGGCGCCCCAGCAGACAGCAGUCGUCGGGUGGCCCCAGUAGAAGAGGGGCGCCCCAUUACAAGAAGAAAAUGAGUAUAUUCUACACAAGAGGGGCGCCCCUGACAGCGGAAGGACAACCCCAGCAGAGGGGCGGUGCCCCAGUAAAAGGAGAGGGGUGCCCGCUACGAGAAGAGGGUCGCCCCAACAACAACAACAAAAAAGAAGCCCUAUAAGAAGAAAAGGGGUGCCUCUGGCAGAAGAAAGACGUCCCCCGUAGUGGAAGGCGGUGGAAGAGCGCCCCCCAGAAGAGUGGCGUCUCCAGCAAAAGAGAAGUGCCCCCUGCAGGAGAGGGGCACCUCAUCAAAAGUUGGGCAGAAGUGGGGCGCCUCCAGCAGAAUUUGGGGUCGCCCGACAGGAGAGGGCUGCCCCAUUCACAGUAGAAAAAGGGACUCCCCAGCAGCAAAGGGGUGCCCUAACAGAAAAGGUGCACUGCUAGUAAAAGUGGGACGUAUCAGGAAGAAGAGGGGCACUUCUAGCAGAAGAUGGGCGUCCCAGAUAAGUGGGCCGCCUACAGCGAAUUGGUCGUUCUUAUAGAAUGAAGAAAUGAGGCGACUUAAGCAAAGUGGGCCUCCCAUGAGGGAUUGGGCGAUCCAAGCAGAGGUUGGGCGCCCCCGGGAGAAGUGAGGCAUACCAGCAUAAGUGAAACGCUUGCUCGAGAUUGUACAGAAUGGCGCUCGUCCAAAAGAGAUGCCUUUCGGUUUUCUCCCAUAGACUUAAUAUACCUACCUACCUAAUGGAGAGGUCGCAAAGCUGACCUGACCCUAGGUAACAGAUAUCAAAGUUACAAGAUAUACAUUUCAUGAAUAUUGCUGCUUUCAUCAAUCGCUGAAAGUUUUAAAGUGAUCGUUCAGUCGGUGUAGCAAUGGUGAGCAUUUGAAUUGAACUUUUGUCUGAGGUUAGGUCACUUGGCAUGACCUGGUGACCUGACCUUGCAUCACCCGGGUCUGACAUUUUACAACAUGUGCAGAAAAGGUGCAUGAUAAGGUAUGCUGAAAAUGGCGGCGCUGCGCGCAGCCGUUUUUCACAUAUUUGCGAAAACCGGAGCGGGGAGCGUGAUAACGCCCCCAGCACAGAGCGAGUUUUAAACUCUCGAUUUUGACGGUUUGGCGCCCCUUCGUAUGAAGCGCCCCCGGAUUGCCAGGUCGCCCCUAUUUCGACUUGCCGCCCCCCCUCCCGAAAAUUCCUGGAUCCGCCCCUGGUCAGUCAAGCAUAGGUCAGGGUCAAGGUCAGGUCAACCGGGUAGGCACAUAUCCCCGAAAAUCAAAACUGAUAUUCGCAGCCUGUGACACAUGUUUUGUGGGUAAUUUGCAGGGGCGCGGGAACUACUUUCCGACUGGGGGGGGCACACCAUAGUAGAGAUCAACCUAGGGUACCCCCAAAUCUAGUUUUCUCACCGGUUUUAGGCCACUUAUUUUUCACCCCUCGGCUUUUUCAACAAAAAAAGAAAACAUUUGCAAAAAAAGUGUGGUAUUCCGUCUCAAAGCUGUGGGGGCACCGCCCCCACGACCCCGGAGUUGGGGGGGGGGGGGGGGCAAGCUGCCCCCACUCCCCCCCCCGGCUCCCGCGCCUAUGGUAAUUUGGGGCGUAGAACACGAUGGAGACAUUCAUUUUAUCAUAUGUGUACGUGUUUGGCUCAAAAAGUCCAAUUGAAGAAAUGCAUGUAUCAUGGGCGUGAAGUAGUCACGAGAAAUUGCCAAGAUUCAGUUCAAGAUUUUGGAAAAUGCGGAACGAUAAUCAAUAAUCGAAGAUAGCCUUUUGAUUGUCCAUGGUAUUGGUAGUCUAAUGGCGUUUACGGCAUGUCUGUAUGUCUAUUCUGUGAUUUUAUAUGAUUUUUUGAACAUAUGCCGUUUUUGGUCGAAAACUCAGAAAUCAUGACGUCACUAAAACCUCGAUAUCUCAAAAAAUUUCCGACCGAUUUUUUUGAAACUUUGUCACAAUACACUUCAAUCAAUUCCCUACAGGUACCCAAAAUUGCAGGCGCGCCGUUUUUAUGCUAUGGCCCGGCGAAAAAAGUGGGGACGUUUAACGCCCCCCCCCCCCCAGCAACUCGCGGGUUAUAUUUUGCCCCAUAGGCAAGGGUGGAGCUUUUCCAGGGAAGGUGUAGGAGCAUGAUUGGAGGCGCUCAACCAGACGGCAUAGGAGGGCACGGUUUCUGAACGCGCACUGAUGCCUGAUUCAAGCCACACUGUCUUCAUGCGGGGCGGCGCGCUACUUAAAAGUCCCUAAACGAACGGGAAGUGAUGCCGAUAGAACCUUCAAUCAUUCUGGGCUAACGCUUAUGACUUGGAAAAAGUCGCGAUCCCUAUUCAAUCGAAAACCUGUGGGGCGUGGGCUCUUGUUCAGCAGGAGGUGUAUGAAGAGCCACCCGCCAUAAGCACUGCUCAACCGCAGGCACAGGUUUAGACGGCGUUGGUCCGCAUCAAAGCCAGUGUGCUGGAGAAUCCAUUGGCUGAAAUGCUCCAGAACAUUCAUCACUGUGUUUUUAUGAAAGGUGGCUACAAGCUCAGUUAAAAGAAAAAGUACCAGAUUUUUUUUGCUUUUUAAUUACAGCGGGAAGAAAGGUGUUCGGAUAAUUUCGUUACACCCCCUGUUAUGUUCAAAUGGUUGCUAAAUUCGAAAUCAGCUCCAAAAACUAGCCUAGAAACAUGUAAAACUCGAAAAAGGAACCGAGGUCAUCAAAGGUCAUUGAGCUGACCUGACCUUCAGGUGACCUUGACACCCACCCUAAUGCAUGGGACCAGCAUCGCUGCAUCAUAUCACAUGUUUCAACGCUUGAAACCACGUGAAGACUGCAACCGCGCGGCUAAUGCGAGCCGACAUACGCCGAAUCGCGAUUCGGGCCAAACAUGGUCUCGAGAAAUAGGUCACAGGUCAAAGGUCAUUUGGGUCAGGGUAGGUGUAAAAUUGAUAAAAUCGGGGGCACUGAAAGUUUCGUCGCGAUCGGACGGUUUUUACGCGAGUUACUCACGAAAAACCGAUAAAGCGCACCCAAAAAGGCAGAAAUAUGCACAUGCGAUAUCCUAUACUGCGAAAAAAGGUGCAUCAUUUUUUAACGUCGCCGACAAAUUGUAAUUACCCUGAGCUCAGGCAAAUGUAUGGUAGAAAAUCCCCCAAGUGAAAUACACUACGGCGGAAAUAAAAUACCCUACGGCGGAGCUCGGUUGCAAUUUGUAAAUACGCUAGUGCGACAACUAGUGUAAGUCACCCGAAGUUAAAAGGUACAAAUAAGUCGAUCAUAGCCUGUGAUUGGUUUCGCCACGCUAGUUUCUCCCUUUCAGCCGCGCUCUGUCGGCUGCUUUGUUAGCUUUACCAAGUUCACAGAUUGACGCGUUCGGGGCGUGCCUGUGUUUUAACCGUCGUGCAAGAGCCCUGUAUAUAGUGGUCCUUUUCGUUGGCUGUGGAGUGCUCCUGGGAUGGCCCGAGCCGGGGCUCACCGUGCACCUGCAAGACGCUUCAAAAAUUGUAUUUUGUUCGCCUCCGAGAGUCCGCUGUGUCUAGGGUGUUUUGUACAGAAAUACAUGCUAAUUCUGCAAGUGCA
Molecule: messenger RNA, 8069 nt
Organism: Amphibalanus amphitrite
Lineage: Eukaryota; Metazoa; Arthropoda; Thecostraca; Balanomorpha; Balanidae
Product: protein BTG2-like
Exons: 1
Coding region: 328-798 (156 amino acids)
Biological process (GO): negative regulation of mitotic cell cycle; negative regulation of cell population proliferation
Cellular component (GO): cytoplasm; nucleus
Source: RefSeq, a predicted model, not a curated record